AUGACACAUGGCUUUGUUAGGAAUCCCCAACGGUCUCGCAUGACGAUGAUGUUUUCCGAGUGGAUCCUGAGAGCCAAGAGCACUCUACGUCCACCACCCCAAUCCGACACUUGCGCAAUUGGAGUCGUACGGGGUUCAAAGAAGAGUUGGUUGGGUAACAUCUCCAAGGCGUGGACUGCUCUUCAAUACAAGCUUUACCCGGAAUGCAGUCCACAUGCGGACCGCCGAGGUUUUGAUGCUCUCUCAGAGUACAGCCCAGACAUCCUUGACAAAUAUCUGAACCGAUCAAAGUUCGACAAUCCGUUGAUCUAUCGGCAAUUAAAAGGGAUUACAGCCCCACUACAAGCCCUAUCGACUGCUGUGGAAGGCGGCAGUACCACAACAACCCUCCAAACUCAACGAAUGCAAGGCACUUUGCCGUCCUUCUCCCAGAAGCACGAGUUCGACUUCGACUACGACAACGUUAAAGUCACACCAUACGCGAAAAGCUCCAAGUUGGCGCUCAACCAGGCUAGCAAAACUUCAGCUAGCACCAGGGGCCACAAUCCUUUCCCAGGACCUUCGGCAACAAACCCAAAACCAUCUACGCCACUCGCACUGCCUGAGGAUCAGAUGGCACAGGAAACAAGGGCGUUCAAUACUAUUAAUUCCGGUGGAUCCCACUGA
Penicillium hordei is the source of this 666-nucleotide messenger RNA. RefSeq lists its product as uncharacterized. Lineage: Eukaryota; Fungi; Ascomycota; Eurotiomycetes; Eurotiales; Aspergillaceae. The record is from RefSeq and is a predicted model, not a curated record. The coding region runs from base 1 to 666 and encodes 221 amino acids. The transcript is spliced from 3 exons.